Hibiscus syriacus is the source of this 1865-nucleotide messenger RNA. RefSeq lists its product as uncharacterized. The transcript has 5 exons. The coding region runs from base 171 to 1631 and encodes 486 amino acids. The record is from RefSeq and is a predicted model, not a curated record. NCBI's taxonomy places the organism in Eukaryota, Viridiplantae, Streptophyta, Magnoliopsida, Malvales, Malvaceae.
UCUCUCUAUUUCUUCAAGUUUUCUCCAAAUCAUAAUGUCUUCAAAUCUCCUCAUUACCUCCUCAAGUGUCUACUUUUUCACUUGAGGGAGCCUUUGAGUUUCUUAUGUGUACGGUUGCUGGCAGUCGUUCUUGUGUGAUAUAGUGGUGCAUUCUCUAUAUAGGAAGUUAGAUGGGUUCAAGAUUCCCAUCUCAUAAGCUCAGCAAUGGGCUUUAUGUAUCAGGAAGGCCAGAGCAGCCUAAAGAAAGGGCUCCGACCAUGAGCUCAGUGGCCAUGCCUUACACCGGUGGAGAUAUUAAGAAGUCCGGAGAACUGGGGAAAAUGUUUGAUAUCUCUAUGGAUGGUUCUAAGUCACGGAAAUCUGGACCUAUAAAUUCUACUCCUUCAAGGACUGGAUCUUUUGGUGGUGUUGCUUCACAUUCUGGACCGAUCAUGUCUAAUGCAGCACCUCGGGCAGGCUAUACCACAUCAGGUCCUGGUGCCACUGGGGGCAUGUCCGGUUCAGCCUCAUUAAAAAGGUCAAACAACUCUGGUCAACUGAAUAGACAUGGGGAUCCUGUAAAGAGAUCAUCUGGUUCACAAUCUGGUGGUGUAACACCGAGUGGACGUCAAAAUUCUGGUCCUAUUCCUCCUGUUCUCCCUACAACGGGCCUUAUUACAUCUGGACCCAUCUCUUCAGGCCCACUGAAUUCCUCUGGUGCUCCAAGAAAGGUAUCUGGUCCUUUGGAAUCUAUGGGAUCAAUGAAAGUAAAUGGUUCUGCUGUUCAUAAUCAGACUGUCAAUGUUCUUAGCCAAGAUGAUGACAUUUCUUUCAAGAGGAACUUCCCAAAACCAAUAUUAUGGGCACUAAUACUGCUUUUCAUAAUGGGUUUCAUUGCUGGUGGUUUUAUUCUUGCAGCAGUCCACAAUGCCAUUCUCCUUGUUGUUGUUGUGGUUCUUUUUGGUGCUGUUGCUGCAUUAUUUGCUUGGAACUCCUAUUGCAGGAGAAAAGCCAUUACAGAUUUCAUUGCUCGUUAUCCGAACGCAGAGCUUAGAAAUGCAAAGAAUGGGCAAUUUGUGAAAAUUUCUGGGGUCGUUACAUGUGGGAAUGUACCUCUCGAGUCGUCCUUCCAAAAAGUUCCAAGAUGUGUUUAUACAUCUAGUAGUUUGUAUGAGUAUCGAGGAUGGGAUUCCAAAGCUGCAAAUCAUACUCAUCGCCGCUUUACGUGGGGACUCCGAUUGUUAGAAAGGCGUGCUGUUGACUUCUAUAUCUCGGAUUUCCAGUCUGGGUUGAGAGCGAUAGUAAAAGCAGGCUAUACGACAAGGGUGACUCCUUAUGUGGAUGACUCGAUUGUUAUAGAUGUCAACCCAGCUAACGAAGCGUUGUCUCCCGAGUUUGUCAGGUGGUUGGGAGAAAGGAACCUUUCAAGUGAUGACCGAGUAAUGCGAAUGAAAGAAGGGUAUAUCAAGGAAGGAAGCACAGUGAGUGUGAUGGGAGUAAUUCAGAGAAACGACAAUGUGCUUAUGAUUGUUCCGCCCCCGGAACCAAUCACAACCGGAUUCCAAUGGGCCAAAUGCAUCUUCCCGUUGACCCUCGAGGGUAUCGUAUUGAGAUGUGAAGAUACAUCGAAUAACGAUGCCAUACCGGUCUAGAAUCAUGUGCAUUGUAAAUUUUUUCUCAACCACAACUCUUUUAAACUUCAUCUACUUCACUUUUUUUUUUAUUCAUAUUUGUCAAUGGUGGUUUUGAUAAAACUCGGAGAGAUGAACCCAAGACGAGAGGCAGCAGGGUGGUUCUUAAUCCUUUUGAACUUGUAUAGCUUUUCCAGGUUGCUUUACUGUUAUGCAGUUUGAGGAUCUGAUGUUUUAGAAGAUUUGUCGGAUAUU